CUGGCAUUGCCACGGUUUGGUCAGGGAACUAGUUGCUCGUGGAUCGGCCAAGUUCAGGCAAGCGGAAGAACUAGACCCCCAAGGUGGGUAGAAUUUUGCUAAAGUCAUGGCAGCAUUUCAAUCGGAUGCAGAGGCAGAAGUCGGCCAAAUUUGGGGAAACAAACAGUCUGCAUCGUUUAAACCAACCAGGACAAGUGCCUUUCUGCACCAGCAUCUUGAAGACAUGCUGAAGAACGGGGAAGGGACGGACGUGGCAUUCAGUGUGGACGGCCAAGUGUUCCGUGCCCACCGCUGCCUGCUGGCGGCUCGAUCGCCGGUCUUCAAGGCGGAGCUCUUCGGUCCUACGAUCACCAACGAAUGCGCCAUUCGGCGCAUCCAGAUCGACGACAUGGAGCCGUCGGUCUUCGAGGCGCUGCUCCACUUCAUCUACACAGAUUCCCUGCCCGAUAACCACAAAGACGGUGAAGAUGCUGCGACGACGCGGCGCCUGCUCGUUGCAGCGCACCGGUACCGGGUGGACAUGCUGAAGUUUAUCUGCGAGACCAAGUUAACUGAAACCGUUGAUGUUUCUUCCGUCGCGACCAUGCUGAUCUUGGCAGAGCAACACGGCUGCCCGCAGCUGCGAAGGGUUUGCAUCGCGUUCCUGGCCUCGCCGGAAAUGCUUGGUGCCGUCAUGAAGACCGUUGGGUUCAAGCGUCUCGUGGCGACCUGCCCGUCGGUCAUGGAGCAGAUCUUGGAAAAGGUUUCCUGCGUCUGGGGCGGGGAAGAUCACACCUCGAUUUCUUCAUGGAGUGAAACAGUGCCUAAAUAAAAUUAGCCUUCUUAUUCGCUUUGAAGUGUGACCGA
Messenger RNA from Brachypodium distachyon (stiff brome), 846 nucleotides. RefSeq names its product BTB/POZ and MATH domain-containing protein 1-like. The coding region runs from base 107 to 811 and encodes 234 amino acids. NCBI's taxonomy places the organism in Eukaryota, Viridiplantae, Streptophyta, Magnoliopsida, Poales, Poaceae. The transcript has a single exon. Gene Ontology annotation, biological process: protein ubiquitination. The record is from RefSeq and is a predicted model, not a curated record. Gene Ontology annotation, molecular function: protein binding.